Messenger RNA from Salvia splendens (bonfire salvia), 3062 nucleotides. Its product is annotated as protein tas. Lineage: Eukaryota; Viridiplantae; Streptophyta; Magnoliopsida; Lamiales; Lamiaceae. Gene Ontology annotation, molecular function: oxidoreductase activity. The transcript has 12 exons. The coding region runs from base 164 to 1132 and encodes 322 amino acids. The record is from RefSeq and is a predicted model, not a curated record.
AAUAAAUUUCCCACCCAAUUUAAAUGGAAAAAAGAAUUCGAAAAUUUCUCAACCGUCUUUCUCGUGUCGUGCUGUCAACACGUUUCUUAAAAAACGUCCCUUCGUGCCUGACAUUAUCUAAAACCCUCCGGCGGUGGUGUUCCACUACCCUGCGCUCUCAACCAUGGCGGUGCCGCUUUUCAAUCUAGCUCUUGAUAUGGCUGUCUCAAGACUCUGCCUAGGCACGAUGACGUUCGGCGAGCAGAACUCUAUGUCUCAGUCCUUCCAGCUCCUCGACAAGGCCUUCCAUUCCGGAAUCAAUUUCUUCGAUUCCGCCGAAAUGUAUCCGGUGCCACAGCGUGCAGAGACACAAGGAAAGAGCGAGGAGUAUCUCGGAAAUUGGAUUCGAUCCCGCAAUAUCCCACGGGAUCGUUUGGUACUUGCUACGAAGGUUUGUGGGCCAUCGGGGAAAAUGACUUGGAUACGAAAUGGACCAGAAAGUGUUGAUUCCAGGAAUAUAGCAGAGGCACUUGACAAUAGUUUGCUGCGCCUACAAAGUGAUUACAUUGACUUGUAUCAAGUUCAUUGGCCGGACCGCUAUGUACCUAUGUUUGGAGAAACUGAGUUCGAUUCUCACCGGAACUUUCCCUACGUUAGUUUUGAGGAACAACUUAUUGCUCUAGAGAAAGCUAUUUGUUCUGGUAAGAUAAGAUAUAUCGGACUAAGUAAUGAGACACCAUAUGGUCUUAUGAAGUUCCUUCAUGUUGCUGAAGGUCUCUCUCGCAAUUCUAAAGUAGUCUCCGUGCAGGUAAAUGCUUAUAACCUCCUCUGCCGAAAUUUUGAUUCUGGAAUGGCAGAAUGCUGUCACCAUGAGAGGGUAAGCUUAUUAGCAUAUAGCCCUUUGGCAAUGGGUAUUCUCUCCGGGAAAUAUCUCUCUCUUGAUGGAGGUCCAAGUGAUGCUCGUUUGAAUUUGUUUAAAGGGAGGUAUGCUGAAGGGGAAUCAAGAUACAAUCUGUCAGAUGGUAUCACUGGAAAAGCUGCCAGGUUAUAUUUUUCCAUUGCAAAGAAGUAUGAUGUUCAUCCUGUAUCACUUGCUAUAGGAGAGCUUCAUGAAAGUGGAUCUUCUUCCCUGAACCUGAACCCGGAAUGGUAACAUGGGGCAGCAAUUUGCUUAGCUCCUUAUCACUCCUAAUUGCCAACUCUAUGUGCCGAGGCCCAAUUCUGCUCCUUCCUUCAUUCUUAGCCUCUUUCCCAGAGAGCUCCAAAACCUAAAUCAAGAAAUUUGUUUAAACAGAUUAGGCAAAUUCGAGAAAUGAAUAUAGAAAUAAUAAUGGAAGCAAAUGAAAAACACAUUUAUUAUAUCACCUCAGCAGCCAUGCAUUGAAGGACUGCAGCUAAAUAAACUGGUGCUUGAGGAGCAACACGCUUGGAAUAAUUCCCUUUCUUGAGAAAUCGGGAAACUCUGCUAAUGGAGAAAUAUAGGGGAAAUCUUUUGGUCUUGGACUUGCCCUUCGUACUGUUGGAGGCGGCUCUGGAAGAGGAUUUCAUUUUUUCAAUUUGACUUUAGGUAGUCAGAAACCCUAAGUUAGGCAGCGGAGUGCACGAAGCGGGAUUUAUACGGUAAGUGUUCGAUGGAUGGUGGAUUCUGAUUGGUUAAAGGGACGUGGCGCAAAUUGCCACGUAGCCAGGCAAUUAAUAUAGCUUAAAAGAAAAGCUUUUUAAUUUUGAAUUGGAGAAUCCUUUUAGCAUUUGUGCAAUAAGAUUAAAGAGGACCCCCUUUCCUAGUGUGAACUUAUUUUGGUUUGCUAUGAAGCUAGUCAAGGAAAAUAAAAUUUCUCAGUGCACAUUGUGCGUCUUGUAGCUAAUGAUUUUUUUUUUCGUGCUAAAAGCUAAAAUACUAACUUUCUUCUCGGAUAUUUUAAAAUCCUCGUGUUUGUGUGUUUUGUUAGGAUGGGAUAGACCUUCCAAGUACGGAGUGAUAUCAAUUAGAUUCCAACCUGUGUUUCCCGAUAUUCUUUUAGUAAAAGAUUGUCUUUGAUUAGCUUAUUACAUUGAUAAGUUCUUGCACUUUUGGGAUGUGCUAUCUUGAGUUCGCAGUAAGGUCUUCAUUUGUUGUUUUAAAACUGCAAGGCCUUGUUUUCUAUGCGAGAGAAGAGGGUGAUAAAUAUCUAUGACAAUUUAAUAUCUUGUUUGCUUCAAAAAUAAAAGCCCUUGAUAAAGUGUUGUACUCCUAAAUGUGUUAUGUAUUACGAAAGAUAAGUGUAACUAACUUGAUAAACUAUCCAUCUUCUUGCUCUCAUACUAGUUCAAACGAUUUUUAGUAAGUGCAAUAUGAUAGUGCAGUUUAAUACAUCCAACCAAACAAGAAAUUCAAUGUAUGUAUGGUUAAAUGUAUUUUAAUACAUUCAAUCAAACAUAAUAUUGAUACCUCAUACAGUCAAACUAUAAGGUAUUAUCGUACAUCCGUACUUUCUAGAAAACAAAAGUUAAGUGUAUAAAAUUGCAGUAGUCAUAGUUCAAAUUUUGGAUGAGUUACUUAAAAAGACCAUAAUCUGAUUUGUGGAUAUUAUAGAGCUUAUUUUGUGGAUUUGUUUAGCUUGUAUAGACUUGUAUUCAUCUUGUUCAUGUUUUAGAAGCUCUUUUUUUAAGCUUAGCCAAACAUUGUCAGAAACCUCAUUUUUUAUUUAAAUACUCAUAUUUGGUAGUAUUGUAAUUCCAAUUUACACAUUAUUUACUCAUAAGUUAUAACUUAGCUCGAUGGUCUUCAUCAAAGUUGUUCAAGCUCAAGUUCGGACAAAUUGGAUGAUUAUGCUUUUGACUUGAUUCAAUUUGUUUGCUUUUCUACCCGUAACUGUAGUUUUAUGUGCACAACAUUCCAAGAUGCGGAGAUGCUAACAAUGUUCAAAAUAAGAAUCUUAGCUGUUUGUUCAUUUCCUAUUAUGAUUUGUUGUGCAUUAAGCUUAAUGAAGUGUUCUCUUCUCAUAUGGUGGUGAAAAGAUUGCAGAUUCUAAAAUUACAAUUCCUAUCACUGUACUACAUUCCUGUUUGAUGUUCAAAUCAGCAUUGUGCCUUAUGAAACUAUU